Colletes gigas is the source of this 7898-nucleotide messenger RNA. RefSeq names its product pre-mRNA-processing-splicing factor 8 (gene Prp8). The record is from RefSeq and is a predicted model, not a curated record. Gene Ontology annotation, biological process: spliceosomal tri-snRNP complex assembly; mRNA splicing, via spliceosome. Gene Ontology annotation, cellular component: U5 snRNP; catalytic step 2 spliceosome. The transcript has 22 exons. Gene Ontology annotation, molecular function: pre-mRNA intronic binding; U1 snRNA binding; U2 snRNA binding. Lineage: Eukaryota; Metazoa; Arthropoda; Insecta; Hymenoptera; Colletidae. The coding region runs from base 188 to 7312 and encodes 2374 amino acids.
UUUAGGUCCGUGGUGUUACUUAAUGUUGCUCAGUAUGAUUAUUUAGUUCAAUCAUGUUCAACGAAAGCAUCGUCUUGAUUCGUUUAUCUUCAAGUAUGUUAAGUUACAAAGCGUUGAUGCGUUAAUCUAAUGGUUAUGUUUAAUUCCACAUAAAACUGAGUACAUUUUUUAGAAUUUUCACUCCAACAUGUCGAUUCCACCGUACUUGUUGGGUCCAAAUCCAUGGGCCACCAUGAUGGCCCAACAACAGGCCCAUGCCCAACUAGCAGCGGCUCAAGCUCAUGCUCAGGCAGCUGCCCAUGCACAAGCUGCACACCAUGCUCAUAUGCAAGCUAUAGCAGGGCCACCAUUACCACAAAUGCCUAAACAACCUGAAGUUUUAUCCGAGGAUAAACUUCAAGAGAAAGCUCAAAAAUGGCAACAACUUCAAUCAAAAAGAUUUGCAGAGAAAAGAAAAUUUGGCUUUGUAGAUGCUCAGAAAGAGGACAUGCCACCGGAACAUAUUAGAAAAAUUAUCAGAGACCAUGGUGAUAUGAGCAGUCGCAAGUAUAGACACGAUAAACGUGUUUAUUUAGGAGCACUGAAAUAUAUGCCCCAUGCAGUAAUGAAACUUCUGGAAAAUAUGCCAAUGCCUUGGGAACAGAUUCGAGAUGUAAAGGUUUUAUACCACAUCACGGGUGCAAUUACAUUUGUAAAUGAAAUUCCAUGGGUUAUAGAACCUGUAUAUAUUGCUCAAUGGGGUACAAUGUGGAUUAUGAUGAGAAGAGAGAAAAGAGAUCGCAGACACUUUAAAAGAAUGAGAUUUCCACCGUUUGAUGACGAGGAACCACCGUUAGAUUACGCGGAUAACGUUUUAGAUGUAGAACCUUUGGAAGCCAUUCAGAUAGAACUUGAUUCUGAGGAAGAUGAAUCUGUAGCAUCUUGGUUUUACGAACACAAACCACUAGUCGGUACUAAGCACGUGAAUGGAUCCACCUAUAGAAGGUGGAAUUUGACUCUACCACAAAUGGCGACUUUGUACCGUUUGGCAAAUCAAUUAUUGACAGACUUAGUGGAUCAAAACUUUUUUUAUCUUUUUGAUCCAAAAUCAUUUUUUACUGCUAAAGCAUUAAAUAUGGCUAUACCCGGUGGUCCAAAAUUUGAACCGCUAGUGAAGGAUUCAAACGCAGCCGACGAAGAUUGGAACGAAUUUAACGAUAUAAAUAAAAUUAUAAUCAGACAACCUAUCAGAACAGAAUAUCGCAUCGCUUUUCCUUACCUGUAUAACAAUAUGCCGCAUUUUGUUCAUUUAUCUUGGUAUCAUGCACCAAAUGUCGUUUACAUAAAAACCGAAGAUCCCGAUUUACCUGCAUUUUAUUUCGAUCCUCUGAUAAAUCCUAUCUCUCAUAGGAAUUCAUUGAAGACUGUAGAACCACAAAUCGAAGACGACGAAGAUUUUAUACUUCCCGAAGAAGUACAACCAUUCCUUCAAGAAACUCCUUUGUAUACUGAUAACACGGCAAACGGUAUAGCUUUGCUAUGGGCACCAAGGCCGUUUAAUACUCGUUCCGGCAGAACUAGAAGAGCUAUUGACAUUCCUUUGGUGAAGUCUUGGUAUAGAGAGCAUUGCCCACCAGGACAACCUGUUAAAGUUCGUGUUAGUUAUCAAAAGCUGUUAAAGUACUUCGUUUUGAAUGCUUUGAAGCACAGACCUCCGAAACCACAAAAGAAACGUUACUUAUUCCGAUCGUUCAAAUCAACAAAAUUCUUCCAAACCACCACAAUAGAUUGGGUCGAGGCUGGUCUGCAAGUAUGCAGACAAGGAUACAAUAUGUUGAAUUUACUUAUCCACAGGAAGAAUUUGAACUAUCUCCAUUUAGAUUACAAUUUCAAUUUGAAACCGGUUAAAACGCUCACCACCAAGGAGAGAAAGAAAUCUAGAUUCGGGAAUGCUUUUCACUUGUGCCGUGAAAUCCUCCGUUUAACAAAAUUGAUCAUCGACUCUCACGUGCAGUAUCGUUUAAAUAACGUUGACGCGUUUCAACUUGCGGAUGGAUUGCAGUACAUUUUCGCGCAUGUCGGCCAAUUGACUGGAAUGUAUCGAUAUAAGUAUAAAUUAAUGAGACAAAUCAGAAUGUGCAAAGACUUGAAACAUUUGAUUUAUUAUCGUUUCAAUACGGGUCCUGUCGGGAAAGGCCCUGGUUGUGGAUUUUGGGCUCCCGGUUGGAGAGUAUGGCUAUUUUUCAUGAGAGGAAUCACACCGUUGUUAGAAAGAUGGUUAGGAAACUUGUUGUCCAGGCAAUUCGAAGGUCGACACUCAAAGGGAGUCGCGAAAACCGUAACGAAACAACGAGUGGAAUCUCACUUUGACCUUGAAUUGAGAGCGUCAGUGAUGCACGAUAUCGUGGACAUGAUGCCGGAGGGAAUCAAGCAAAAUAAAGCUCGAACGAUACUUCAACAUCUUAGCGAAGCAUGGAGAUGUUGGAAAGCCAAUAUUCCUUGGAAGGUACCCGGCUUGCCAAUCCCCAUCGAAAAUAUGAUCCUGCGUUACGUCAAAAUGAAGGCGGAUUGGUGGACGAACACCGCUCAUUACAAUCGAGAACGUAUCAGGCGCGGAGCAACCGUGGAUAAAACUGUUUGUAAAAAGAAUCUAGGGCGUCUUACUCGACUCUAUCUUAAAGCCGAACAGGAGCGUCAGCAUAAUUAUUUGAAGGAUGGACCAUACAUUUCCCCAGAGGAAGCAGUAGCUAUAUACACCACGACUGUCCAUUGGUUAGAGUCCAGGAGGUUUGCCCCUAUACCAUUUCCACCAUUAUCUUACAAACACGAUACCAAACUGUUGAUAUUAGCUUUGGAACGUUUGAAGGAAGCGUACAGCGUCAAGUCAAGAUUGAAUCAAAGCCAACGCGAGGAACUUGGUUUGAUAGAACAAGCGUACGAUAAUCCGCACGAAGCAUUGUCUAGAAUUAAACGACACCUUCUGACUCAAAGAGCAUUUAAAGAGGUGGGGAUAGAAUUUAUGGAUCUUUACAGUCACCUGAUUCCCGUUUAUGAUGUCGAACCGCUUGAGAAAAUUACAGAUGCUUAUUUGGAUCAAUACCUGUGGUACGAAGCGGACAAACGAAGGUUGUUUCCGCCAUGGGUAAAACCUUCGGACACAGAGCCACCCCCUUUGUUAGUUUAUAAAUGGUGUCAAGGUAUUAAUAAUUUGCAAGAUGUUUGGGACGUCAGCGAGGGAGAGUGUAACGUGUUAUUGGAAUCGAAGUUUGAGAAACUGUAUGAAAAAAUUGAUCUAACGUUGCUGAACAGGCUUCUCAGAUUGAUCGUUGAUCAUAACAUAGCCGAUUAUAUGACUGCAAAAAAUAACGUCGUUAUAAAUUACAAGGACAUGAACCACACGAACAGUUACGGGAUAAUCAGGGGGCUACAAUUCGCAUCGUUUAUAGCGCAAUAUUACGGUCUCGUGUUAGACUUGCUCGUUCUUGGGUUACAAAGAGCUAGCGAAAUGGCCGGCCCCCCUCAAAUGCCGAACGAUUUCUUGACUUUCCAAGACGUGGCUUCCGAAACGGCGCAUCCUAUCAGAUUGUAUUGCAGAUACGUAGAUAGGAUACAUUUAUUUUUGAGAUUUUCUGCCGACGAAGCUAGAGAUUUAAUUCAAAGAUAUUUGACCGAGCAUCCGGACCCCAAUAAUGAAAAUAUCGUCGGUUAUAAUAAUAAAAAAUGUUGGCCUCGCGAUGCUCGAAUGCGACUUAUGAAGCACGAUGUGAAUUUGGGCCGUGCAGUAUUUUGGGAUAUCAAAAACCGUCUGCCCCGUUCUACGACUACGAUACAAUGGGAAAAUAGUUUUGUCAGCGUCUACAGCAAAGAUAAUCCUAACUUGCUGUUCAACAUGAGCGGGUUCGAGUGCAGAAUUCUGCCGAAAUGCAGAACCACGCACGAAGAAUUCACGCACAGGGACGGCGUGUGGAAUUUGCAAAAUGAAAUUACAAAGGAAAGAACAGCUCAGUGUUUCUUGAGAGUCGACGACGAAAGUUUACAACGGUUCCACAACAGGGUUAGACAAAUUCUCAUGGCUUCCGGUUCUACGACAUUCACCAAGAUCGUUAACAAAUGGAAUACAGCUUUGAUCGGGCUGAUGACAUAUUUCCGCGAAGCAGUUGUAAACACGCAAGAAUUAUUAGAUCUAUUGGUCAAGUGUGAAAAUAAAAUCCAAACGCGUAUUAAGAUCGGGCUAAAUUCGAAAAUGCCGUCACGAUUCCCGCCGGUGGUGUUUUACACGCCCAAAGAACUGGGUGGACUUGGAAUGCUUUCGAUGGGGCACGUACUCAUACCUCAGUCGGACUUGAGAUGGUCGAAACAAACCGACGUUGGUAUCACGCAUUUCCGUUCUGGUAUGAGUCACGACGAGGAUCAACUGAUUCCAAAUUUAUAUCGAUAUAUUCAGCCGUGGGAAUCGGAAUUUAUCGAUUCGCAACGUGUAUGGGCCGAAUACGCGUUGAAGCGUCAAGAAGCUAAUGCACAAAAUCGUAGGCUCACUUUGGAAGAUCUCGAAGACAGUUGGGAUCGUGGUAUUCCUAGAAUAAACACACUAUUCCAAAAAGACAGACACACUCUCGCCUAUGACAAGGGUUGGAGAAUACGCACAGAAUUUAAGCAGUAUCAGGUCUUGAAACAAAAUCCAUUCUGGUGGACGCAUCAACGUCACGAUGGUAAAUUAUGGAACUUGAACAACUAUAGAACAGACAUGAUUCAAGCUCUUGGUGGUGUAGAAGGCAUUCUGGAGCAUACUCUUUUCAAAGGGACAUACUUUCCAACUUGGGAAGGUCUUUUCUGGGAGAAAGCAUCUGGAUUCGAAGAAUCUAUGAAAUACAAAAAGUUAACUAACGCUCAAAGGUCGGGUUUGAAUCAAAUUCCAAAUCGGCGGUUUACGCUUUGGUGGUCUCCAACUAUUAAUAGAGCAAACGUAUACGUUGGUUUCCAGGUACAACUGGAUUUGACAGGAAUAUUUAUGCAUGGCAAAAUUCCGACCCUAAAGAUUUCUUUGAUUCAAAUCUUCCGUGCGCAUUUAUGGCAAAAGGUGCACGAAUCGAUCGUGAUGGAUCUUUGCCAAGUUUUCGAUCAAGAAUUGGACGCGCUAGAAAUUGAAACUGUCCAAAAGGAGACGAUACAUCCUAGAAAAUCGUACAAAAUGAAUUCCUCUUGUGCGGAUAUUUUGUUGUUCUCUGCUUAUAAGUGGAACGUUUCUAGACCGUCCUUGCUUGCGGAUUCGAAAGAUCUCAUGGAUAACACUACAACGCAAAAAUAUUGGAUAGACGUACAACUUCGAUGGGGAGAUUACGAUUCUCAUGACAUCGAAAGAUACGCCAGAGCUAAAUUCUUGGAUUACACAACCGACAAUAUGUCCAUCUAUCCAUCACCAACUGGAUUACUAAUUGCAAUUGAUUUGGCAUAUAAUUUACAUAGUGCAUACGGCAAUUGGUUCCCAGGAUGUAAGCCUCUCAUACAGCAGGCAAUGGCGAAGAUAAUGAAGGCAAAUCCGGCUUUAUAUGUGUUGCGAGAACGCAUUAGAAAAGCGUUGCAACUUUAUUCGUCGGAGCCUACGGAACCGUACCUAUCUUCACAGAAUUACGGCGAACUAUUUUCGAAUCAAAUUAUCUGGUUCGUCGACGAUACCAAUGUUUACCGUGUUACAAUCCAUAAAACGUUCGAGGGCAAUUUAACCACGAAACCUAUAAAUGGAGCUAUUUUUAUUUUUAAUCCUCGAACCGGCCAACUAUUUUUAAAAAUCAUUCACACUUCUGUUUGGGCUGGUCAAAAGCGUUUGGGUCAGUUGGCGAAAUGGAAAACCGCCGAAGAGGUGGCUGCGCUUAUUCGAUCUUUACCAGUCGAAGAGCAACCUAAACAAAUUAUUGUAACUAGGAAGGGAAUGUUAGAUCCUUUGGAAGUACAUUUACUUGAUUUUCCUAAUAUCGUUAUCAAGGGAUCGGAGCUUCAGUUACCGUUUCAAGCUUGCUUGAAAGUUGAGAAAUUUGGCGACUUAAUUUUGAAAGCAACUGAACCCCAAAUGGUGUUGUUCAAUUUGUAUGACGAUUGGUUGAAAACCAUUUCUUCGUAUACGGCAUUCUCGCGUUUAAUUCUUAUUCUUCGCGCGUUACACGUCAAUACUGAAAGAACAAAAGUUGUCUUAAAACCUGAUAAGACAACCAUAACGGAACCUCAUCAUAUAUGGCCAUCUUUGACGGAUGAUGAAUGGAUUAAAGUCGAAGUACAGCUAAAAGAUCUUAUACUAGCCGAUUACGGUAAAAAGAACAAUGUAAAUGUCGCGUCGUUAACUCAAUCGGAGAUCCGAGAUAUCAUUCUGGGUAUGGAAAUUAGUGCACCGUCCGCUCAACGUCAACAAAUCGCUGAAAUAGAAAAGCAAACGAAGGAACAGUCACAGCUUACAGCGACGACCACCAGGACGGUUAACAAACACGGCGAUGAAAUUAUUACUGCAACAACUUCCAAUUAUGAAACGCAAACGUUCAGUUCUAAAACCGAGUGGCGGGUGAGAGCGAUUUCAGCAACAAAUUUGCAUCUCAGAACAAACCAUAUUUACGUGUCGUCCGAUGACAUAAAAGAGACCGGUUAUACUUACAUAUUGCCAAAGAACGUUCUCAAGAAAUUCGUUACCAUUUCCGACUUACGUGCCCAGAUUGCGGGAUAUUUAUAUGGUAUUAGCCCACCGGACAAUCCUCAAGUUAAGGAAAUCAGAUGCAUAGUUAUGGCUCCGCAAUGGGGAACGCAUCAAACUGUUCAUUUGCCUAACACACUUCCGAAUCAUCAAUAUCUCAAAGAAAUGGAGCCUCUUGGUUGGAUACAUACUCAACCUAAUGAAUUGCCGCAAUUAUCACCACAGGACAUAUCUACACACGCGCGGGUAAUGGCGGAGAAUCCUAUCUGGGAUGGAGAAAAGACUAUUGUCAUUACUUGCAGUUUCACGCCAGGAUCUUGUUCACUCACAGCCUAUAAGUUGACACCAAGUGGUUUCGAAUGGGGGAAACAAAAUACCGACAAAGGAAACAACCCUAAAGGUUAUUUACCGAGUCAUUACGAAAAAGUGCAAAUGCUGUUGUCCGAUCGUUUUCUCGGGUUCUUUAUGGUCCCAAGUCAAGGAUCUUGGAAUUAUAAUUUUAUGGGCGUAAGACACGAUCCGAAUAUGAAAUAUGAACUUCAGUUGGCAAACCCGAAAGAAUUUUAUCACGAGAUUCAUCGACCUGCCCACUUCUUAAACUUUUCGAGUUUGGAGGAUGGCGACGGUGUCGGAGCUGACCGAGAAGAUGUAUAUGCUUGAAGAAUACAAGCAGAGAGAAAUGAAAAGAAAUCGAUAAAUCUGUAUUUUAACACUUUCAUAAGAUUCCAAUAAGACUAAUUCACUUCGAAGGUUAGUUAUAGCAUAAUCCAACAAUGUUUAAUCGAAGAUCGAAACUUUGUUUUCAAAUAUGAAAUAUUUGCACUUGUAUAUACACGAACUGAGAACACGCAACUUACCGAACGUUGUAAAAGAUGUUUCUUAAGAAAUUGACAAGCGUAUGAAUCGAGAUUGCUUCGUGAUACAAUAUGUUUAGUGAUUUUUUUGCCUUCGAGGAACAUACGUAUCUGGUUCGAGGAACAUACUUUGCACACGUGUAGCGUGAUUAUAUCUCGGUAUAAUCAUAUGCUUGAAAUUUUUCGGUAAGUCGCGUAUCUGUAAUGUUUAGUUAACAGGUUGAUUAGUAUUAUGUUAGGCGUAAACUUCGUGUUUGUACUAUACUUUAAUAUCAUUUUAGAAUAAAAAAUACAUAAUUUAUACACAUACGUAUUAUAAGGGAAAUGUACAAAAUUUUCACACAUUUGACCUCGUAAGAAUAGCAAAUAACAUACACAUUAAAAUACAUUCG